AUGAAAUGUUAUCAAGGUCAAGUUCCUAUGAUGCAAAUCAAUAAUGGGAAACUUAAGAAUAUCCCCAUAUCUAGUCUUCCAGUGGUGAUAGAUUCAUGGAAUGACUUCACCAAGAACGACAAUAGAGGUUCCUUCAAUUACAGUGUGGUUCCCAUCAUAUAUUCCAUCAGUACUUCAAUGGUAGUAACAGUGUUUUUGACAUUGUUUGUACUUACAAGUUAUACCAUCAAACCUUCACUUAUUCUAAAGGCCAGUACCAUUUUAUCAUCCAUAUUCAUCAUAAUGGUGGGGAUCAAGAGUAUGUAUGAUCUUCACGUUCAACAAGAGAGUGGUUUCCUUUUUGGGGCUGUGCUAUUGAAUUCCAUUAAUACUCCGAUAUAUCUUAGUGUGGUUGAUUUAGUAGUGGUAUUUCUUCUACAAAUAAACCAGGUCCAAGUGAUUAUGAGAUUGUUCUCCCGUCAAAACGAUAAACGUUUGACUUUGAUUGUAGGGCUUCUGGCAAGUCUUUCAUCACAAAUUAUUUGGGGGGUAUCUAAGUUUACUAAUUUCGGUGAUAUUUCCGAAGCUGGGGAUAUCAUCCCUACAUUUAUUUACUUAACAAGAACAUCGAUGGCAAUUUGUUAUGCUGCACUUAUUUCAGUAUUUCUAGUACUCAAGAUAAAUUAUAUCCUAGCCAACAAGCAAAUAUGGCUAUUAACCAUUUUGACCUUUAUAUUAAUUUAUGGACCGGUGGCAUUCUUCAUUUCUGAUGUGGCCAAUGCUUUCGUGUAUGAAUUAUCGGAGAUUUUCUCUGUAGCUACAUAUGUGGUUACAGUGGUGAUUCCAUGGGAAUGGUGUAAUAAAUUUAAUUUGAUAAUGAAAGCUAAAGAAAAGGAAGGUGUUUUGGGGAGAAGAUUUUAUGAGGAUGAAUUAUAUGAAUUAGAUGGAUUGGAAUUGUUUGUAGAAGAAUCGGAUGAUGAUAGAGAUCAUGGUACUAGAGAUCUAGAACAAUUACUUCCGAAUAACCAUAAUGAGGGUGAUGAUGGUAAUAAUCACGAUAAUGACGGAACGGCAAGGAAUGGAGCCGGAGGUUCCAACACCAGAAAGUUGAGAAGGUACAAACCUCUUAAACCAAAGAACACCAGUUUAGGUCUCCUCAAUACCUUCGAUAGAACUAAGCAAGCAUUUUUCGAUAUCACCGAUACUAUUAUUGCCACAGGUUUUGCUAUACCCAGAUCUGCCAGUAUUCCCAGUUCCCCAUUCAAGAAAAAUGAUGAAACCACUGAUCCUAAAACUACCGAUGCUAUAGUUGCGGAACAACAACAAAACCCUAACAGACAUAGAAGAGAUAUCUUCGUUUAUUCUACUAAACAAGUAGUUUUAGGAGAAGAUUAA
Molecule: messenger RNA, 1374 nt
Organism: Yamadazyma jaroonii
Lineage: Eukaryota; Fungi; Ascomycota; Pichiomycetes; Serinales; Debaryomycetaceae
Source: the annotation of a GenBank genome assembly